UUUGUGACAGUUUACAGUGGCAAAUGCCAUACUCAGCUGUGUCAGAGACUACUUGUCUCUGGCUGUAUAUCAAAACAUUGCUAAUUUUUUCUUUUGUAACUUUCUCAAAUAAAAAAAUAUAUAAGCACCGAUGCUGAUGAGUGUUCGCUAAAAUCUUAAUCCAAGGGCAGGCGGAAACAUGAAGAAAUCCAUCCAGUUUGGGAUACCUGGAAUUUAGUGAAUAUACACAAAGCAAUUUACUCGAAUUCAAGGUAUGACUGUUGCUGUUGCAAACAUGCCGACAGUAAGGAAGGUUCGAAGAGAGUCAACAGAAGUGAGCAGUUGUUUAAAGUACAUGAUCUUCGGUUUCAAUGUCUUAUUUUGGCUUAUGGGCCUAUCAAUUUUAACAGUCGGAGUUUGGGCAUGGUCUGAGAAAGACAUUUUUAACAAUUUAGGAAAAGUGGCUAAUGUUGCCCUUGAUCCAGCAUUUAUAUUAAUUUGUGUUGGUACUGUAACUUUUGUAAUAGGAUUUACAGGGUGUGUUGGUGCCCUUAGGGAAAACACUUGCUUGCUGGCAACUUAUGCCAUUUUUCUAUCAGUAUUGCUUCUGUUUGAAGUAACUGCCGCUACAUUAGUUUUUGUGUUUAAAGAUUGGAUAAAAUCCCAAGCAACUAUUGGGUUUCAAACUUUCAUCAUUCACUACAGGGAAGAUCCAGAUCAACAGAAUUUAAUUGAUUGGAUCCAAGAAGAUUGGUUGCAAUGCUGCGGUAUUGAAGGACCGAAAGAUUGGGAUCGGAACAAUUAUUUUAAUUGUUCAUCUAAAGUGGUGGGUAGCAGAGAAGCUUGUGGAGUGCCAUUUUCCUGUUGCAAGAGGAAACCGAAUGAAAUUAUCAAGAACAAGCAGUGUGGAUAUGAUGUGAGAAAACCCGGAUUUCCAGGAGAGGAAAAUCAGAUAUUUCAAAGAGGUUGCUUGCGAGCCGGUGAAGAAUGGAUAGAAAUUAAUUUGGUGCCAGUUGCGGCAGUUAAAGUAGGAAUUAUAAUCCUACAGGCUUUCGAUGUAUCCAAAAUCAUAUACGAGCAGGGCUGUUUGGAGGCUGUCGAGGAAUGGACCGAAAAAAACAUGAUUUCUUUGGCUUCCUACGGCUUUUUGUUAUUGUUUUUUCAAAUUCUUGGCAUCUGUUUUGCUCAGAAUCUCCGAGCAGACAUUUUUGCACAGAAAGCUAAAUGGCACUGACAAUUAAGAACUCCCACCGCCGUCUAGUAUAACUUUAUGUACAGGACAGCGUGGGACCCCAACA
Dendroctonus ponderosae (mountain pine beetle) is the source of this 1277-nucleotide messenger RNA. RefSeq names its product tetraspanin-5. NCBI's taxonomy places the organism in Eukaryota, Metazoa, Arthropoda, Insecta, Coleoptera, Curculionidae. Gene Ontology annotation, biological process: protein localization to plasma membrane; protein maturation. Gene Ontology annotation, cellular component: membrane. The record is from RefSeq and is a predicted model, not a curated record.